CCGGGAGCCCGGGGAAGGCGGGUGGCCGUGCGGCGGCGGGAGGGGAGGGCCGGGCCUGCGGCCGCCGAGGGACGGGGCCUGGCGUUGCGUGCGCGCCGGGGAGCUCGGCGGUUGCGCUGCAGGUCCGCCGGCGGGCGGAGGGUGUGACUCCGAAGGAAGAUGAAACCCAGCGCUGCGGAGGCCUUCGACAAAGGAGCGCGUCCCCGUGGAAUGCAAGCAAAACCAGAAAAAAUAAGAUCUGCUAUGAAGAAUGUGACAAAAGAUACAGGAGAACCAGAGAAACUUAAAUAUAAGCCACUCACUGGGAAGGUAUUUUACCUUGAUAUUCCAUCAAAUGUCAUCUCUGAAAAAAUAGGGAAGGACCUCAAAGAGCUAGGAGGGAAAGUGGAGAGUUUUCUUAGUAAAGAUAUCAGCUACCUGGUGUCUAGUAAAAAGGAGGCAAAAUUUACGCCGACUCUUGGUCAGAUUUCUCCUGUUCCUAGCCCGGAAUCUGCGCAUAAUGGAGGAAACAGUUCACCUCAUCCUAGCAACAGGAAAGAUGGACAUGAUGGGAGUUCAUUUAAGAUAGUAGAUACAGUACAUAUGAGCAGAGGAAAAUCCCUAGUUGAAAAAGCAAUCAAAGAGCAGGACUUAAUCCCCUCUGGUAGUGUACUAUCCAGUGCUUUGAGCUGGGGAGUAAAGAUACUUCAUAUUGAUGAUGUUAAGAACUACAUUGAACAAAAGAAAAAGGAGGUCUACCUCAUGAAAAGAGCAGGCGGUUCUUUUAAAGAUGUGGGAAGACAAGUUACUGCUCCAAAGUCAAAAAGUAAACUGAAAAAUCCAUGCGUAAAGGUGGAAGAUAGAAGUCGAGGUGUGAGAGCCAUGAGGAUAGUGGGAAGAAUUGGACAAACACAGUUCCGCUACCGACCGUUUUAUCUGCAGUUACCCAGUUUUCCAGUUCUGAAUUACUGUGUUCCAAAACCAUAUAGUCCAUUUGAGGUGGAUAAGAAGCAUCCUUCUGUUCAAAAGCAGCCUCUGUCUAAGCAAAGAAACAAAAUAAAUAGUGACAAGGAAUGUGGAACUCCUGUUCAGCUCCCUCAGAAAGACAAAAAGAAGAGAGGAUAUUGUGAAUGUUGCGGGAAGAAAUACGAAGAUCUGCAAACACAUCUUCAAAGUGAACAGCACCAAAAUUUUGCACGAAGCUCACAGUAUCAAGUUAUUGAUGAUAUAAUCUCAAAGUUGAUGUAUGAAUUUGUUGCAUACAGAGAUGAUGCAAAAGAAAUAAAAAGGACAAAAUGUAGUGCAGGAUAUUUUUCUCCUGUUCUUGGAAAGAUAACUAGACCAAUUGAGCUGAAGGAACGACUGAAAAGGCAACGCAUUUCCCUGAAGAGUUACUCGUGGAAAGAUCCGUCAAUGCAGGCACGCAAACUGGAUCGCCAGCCUGCAGAAAUACAGCCAAAUUCUGUGCCAAUACCUACCACUGUUUCUGGAUCUGUCUGUUCAGUUCUUUAUUGCCACCUAUCACAACCUUCAGAACUAAAAAGUAAGUUCAGAAGUAAUGAUGAAAAUACUGAAACUGAUUGCUACUGUCCUGCAAACUUAAGAGAGACUGUUGUAUCAUCAGUUUUCAUACAACCACCCCCUCAGAAAGAUGACAAAGCUUACAUGGAGGCAGAAGUAAACAAGAAGAAUAUACAGUGUUCUCAGGAAGGCAUGUGUACUUUAUAUUCUCAUACUCAAGUUACAGAUCUUGGUGAAAAAGACAAAAACCUGUCGCAGCCAAAACGAAAAUUAAAUAAUGCAGUAGUUCUACCCGCAAAGUGUUUGAAAAAAACAGAUGCCAAUCCUACGUUUGUCAAGAAACAUUGUGAUUUAUGUGAUAAUCAUCAACAGAUGCAGCACAGUGUAGUUCUGGAGGCUGAAAUAUCUGAUACUGCUAUAAACAAAGAACUUAAUGAAUCAGCUGCCAGCACUGCACAUAGUUCACCGUCUGGAAAGCUGCGCAGAAAAGUAAAGCUUUACUUGGGAAGACAUAAAAGAGAAACCCAGAAACAGAAUAUGGAGUUAUGUGUAAAGUAUACAGAUGGACUCUCUGUGCCUGAAGAGAGAAGUUCUUGUAGCUCACCAGUGCAGACCCUACUGGAAUUAUUUCAGACAAGUGAGAGAAACUCAGAAUUCAGAGGUUUUUCAAGUUACAGUGAGACCAAAGGUUCAACUAGCAUAAAAGAUACAUGGGAAGGGCAGAAUACAAAUUUAUGGUCAUUAUUUUCCUCUUCAUCCUCAUCCCAAUUUGUUGGAUUUUAAUGGUUCUUUAUUUAAUAUAAUGGUUUUCAAAUAAACUUUAAAAUUUAAGAUUUUA
Molecule: messenger RNA, 2338 nt
Organism: Apus apus (common swift)
Lineage: Eukaryota; Metazoa; Chordata; Aves; Apodiformes; Apodidae
Gene: DBF4
Product: DBF4 zinc finger
Exons: 13
Coding region: 160-2283 (707 amino acids)
Biological process (GO): regulation of cell cycle phase transition; positive regulation of nuclear cell cycle DNA replication
Cellular component (GO): nucleus; Dbf4-dependent protein kinase complex
Molecular function (GO): nucleic acid binding; protein serine/threonine kinase activator activity; zinc ion binding
Source: RefSeq, a predicted model, not a curated record